This is a messenger RNA of Amblyraja radiata (thorny skate), 4641 nucleotides long. RefSeq names its product WD repeat containing planar cell polarity effector (gene wdpcp). The transcript has 19 exons. Gene Ontology annotation, cellular component: axonemal basal plate. Gene Ontology annotation, biological process: establishment of protein localization; cilium organization; nervous system development. NCBI's taxonomy places the organism in Eukaryota, Metazoa, Chordata, Chondrichthyes, Rajiformes, Rajidae. The record is from RefSeq and is a predicted model, not a curated record. Gene Ontology annotation, molecular function: protein binding. The coding region runs from base 330 to 2498 and encodes 722 amino acids.
CUUCUCUUUGCUUAAGUCCACCCUCUGUCACCUCCAGUUUAAAUUCCAUUUGGAAUAUUUUGGAGGACCAGAAGCCAAGAAGAAGAAGCGGGGCCUGCAGUGAGGAGCGGGGAGAGGAACGAAGACAACCCAGCGCGCCAACAACGCCUCUCAGCUCCACUCCUAUGCUGCCUGACCCGCUGAGUUACUCCAGCACUUUGUGUUUGGCUGAAGAUCCUUGUGUCCCGUGGGUUAGCGUGUACUUCUUUAUUAAGGAAGAAUAUCAUUGACACAACUGCAAAGAAGAUUGACUGGAUUGAGUAAAGAUUUGUGUUUCCAUCUGCCAUCAGAUGUCUUUCUUUCUAACUGAGCUACACCUGUGGUCUAUGAAGAACACCUUACAAGUCAAGGAUACGGAUAUUGGCAUCUUUCAAUACUAUGAUAGAAAAGAAUCUGUUUCCACAACGGACUGCUGUUACCUAGAGGAGAAGCAGCGUAUGACUGAGGCUCGUGAAUACUUAUGGACACCCAAGAACAAGCGGCCAGAUAAAUUUCGAGACACGCUCAAGGAGUUCGAGGAACUGCUGCAGUGCAGUCGCUGUGUGCUGAGCAAAUGGAAGAACAAGAACUUUUGCCAGCUUUUCUUUGCUUCAGGUGUGCUGGUUUCUUUAAGUCUUUGUGGACCACAUCUCGAGAAAGCUCUGAUGGACAGGACCUUGGUGGGGAAACUUGUGUCGGACACUAUCAAUGACGCGGUACUUGCAGACACAUUUAUGAUCAUAACAUUUUUGGAGACCAGCAAACUUUGCUUUGUCCAGUUUACAAAGAAACAAAGUUCACCAGAUGUCAACAAAAGAAUGGAAAAGCUUUCCUCUUCUGAUCUUAAGAUUUCUUACCUUGAUUUGCCUGGGCCGACAGGCCGGAGGGUAGAACGCCAUUUGGCCAUGAACUGUGUGCAAGACAUGGUGAUUUGCUGGUGGCAGACGUCUGUUGCAGAUGGCUGGCCCUGGUUCCCAGUCGCCCACGAAAGGGACCGAGCCAAUGUGGUGCUGUUAAACUGCGCCAACGGCAAACUUGAGAUGUUAAGCUUCAUACGCACAGAAGGGGAUCCACUGUAUGCUGGUUUUAGCAUGAAUCAACCAAACCAGGUCCAUACGGUAGAAUGCCUCGUCAGUCCGGACAAAGAACCAAUGGCAGACAGCUGCAUCUACGAGUGUGCUGGGAAUAAGUUCCAGCGUGUGGCAGUCAUUAGCAUCCCACUGAGCUCCAAAGCCACUUGCUGCAGCAGCAAUAUGACAGAAGACAAGCUUGUCCUCGGUUGUGAGGAUUCCUCACUGGUUUUAUAUGAUGCUUAUCGCAGGGUGACAUUACUGGCUCAAGCUGAUCUUAGGCCCUCUAUGUUGGAAUGGCAUCCUGAUGGUGCGGUGAUUAUAGUGGGCAGCUGUCAAGGUGAACUUCAGUGUUACGACCUGGCGUUGUCACCAGUGAAGAUGCAGUUACUAGCAGACGAUGUCAAACCUGUUACCAAACUUCAGCUAAGCCAACACUUUGCUGUAACAAGCAGAAUGGCCCAAAUUCACUGGAUAGUUCCUCAAGUUACUGCUCCAAACAUUGAUAGCCUCAGUGUUCAUGAUCUACUCUUUCUAACAUUUGACAAAGGGCCUGUUGGAGUCCUUUGUAUGAAAUUAGGUGCCAUAUUGAAAGGACGGCUGGGUCCCGCUGAACUCAUCUGCCAAUAUAUCCGUCAUGAGCAAAUUGAGGAGGCUAUUAAUAUCUUGGUUGGCAUGAAUUGGAACACUGCAGGCCUACAGUGCUACACUUGCCUCAUUGCGAUUGUGGAUCAUCUCCUUAAGCAGAAACUCACACCAGAGAGCGAAUCAUACCUUGAAGCAGCUCUUGGAACAUUUUAUGUGCCUACAAGACCUUUGUCUGACACGACUGUGUUAGAAUACCGGGAUCCGAUCAGCCGAUACGCAAGACGUUUCUUUCACCACCUGCUCAGGUACCAGAGGUUUGAGAAGGCUUUUCUAUUGGCAGUAGAUAUUUGUUCACGAGACCUGUUCAUGGACAUUUAUUAUGUAGCUUUGGAAAAGGGUGAAAUGGCCCUGGCAGAAGUAGCCAAGAAGAAAGCUGAUGAGAUUGAUUCCCUGUCAAUGAUGACUGAUGUGGAUUCUCAAGACUGCCCGCAGGGUGGAGAAGCUUUGAGAAGGGAUGGUGCUGAGUUUCCGCCGACUUCAGUGGAAGUUGAAAGACCAAAGAGUGGGCAUGGUUCUCCUGGCUCGGCUGGUAGCGGCAGCUAUUUAACGCAGCUUUCAGCACAGAACAGCCCCCACAGCAGGUCUUUGUGCCAAGUCCUGAGAGGUGAGACAGAGAGUGAGCUGGAGUACAACACACAGGCCUCAGGCUUGUUGGAUCCCUUGGCCUGGGCCCGGGCAGGGGACCCUGCUGGUGAUGGAGGAGACCCACAGGAGCUUGGGCCCAGCGGCACCCUGAAGGUGGUACACUUCGGCCUGGUGUGAAGUGACAUCAAACAAUUGGUCAUUACUUUAACGGAUGAAGAAAAGCUUUAAUUCUGUUGGUCUCGUCAAAGAUAUUUGAAUGGUAUAAAGAAACAAACAAUGCAGAAUGUAUUUCCACAGUCCCAAACAAAGAUCAAAAUAAAACGUGUGAUUUUUGUUUCUGAGGGAUUAAUGCUCGUAACUCCACUAAACCAGCCCCCCUUCAUCCUACCUUCUUUCCCUAUGAGUUACUUAUUUCCUGUAACCCAUUCUCCACCUUUAUGUUAUGUCAUGAUUCUACCCUUAUUCUGAGCCUCCACUUGACUGCACUGCCUCACCCCUCUCAAUGUGCCUCGUUUGCCAGCUCCACAUCAGUGUCCCCGUCUUCCUCCAACUUACCUACUCUGUUCUUCUUCUUCUUUCGUGUGGAGUGCACAGCCUAAAGUUGUUGGACAACUUGUUCUAUUUGAUCUUCCGUUUGUCACGUCGAGUUGAUUGCAUUAGUCGAAACAGGGCGGACCGCGUGAAGGUUGCAAUCUUCCACCCCACCUACUCUGUUUAUCCCACGUCACGGUUCUGAUCCACCAUCUUGCUUUUCCCAAACAAACCUUCCAUACAGUUUCAGCCCAUCACCACUGAUCAGGCCCGGCAGAGAGGACCCCCCUUAACCCUCAGCUGGGAUUACCGCUCCCCAUCACCCCACACACAACCAGUUUUGGCAUCGUCCCCCAUGCACAGAUGAGCAGGAGCAUACCGAGAUCAUUGGUAGCAAGGUGCAUCACAGAUCCCCAGAGGGGUGACUGGAGGAGGGAUUGUACAUUGUAAACAAGCCCAAGGCAGCUGAGGAUGGACAAGGUGAGGAUAGACGUGGAGCUGUGGACCACAACCUUUAGCCUCUGAGUCUGUGCUGACCAAUAGACAAUAGGUGCAGGAGUAAGCCAUUCGGCCCUUCGAGCCAGCACCGCCAUUCAAUGUGAUCACGGCUGAUCAUCCACAAUCAGUACCCCGUUCCUGCCUUCUCCCCAUAUCCCCUGACUCCGCUAUUUUUAAGAGCCCUAUCUAGCUCUCUCUUGAAAGCAUCCAGAGAACCUGCCUCCACCGCCCUCUGAGGCAGAGAAUUCCACAGACUCACCACUCUCUGUGAGAAAAAGUGUUUCCUUGUCUCCGUUCUAAAUGGCUUACCCCUUAUUCUUAAACUGUGGCCCCUGGUUCUGGACUCCCCUAACAUCGGGAACAUGUUUCCAGCAAACGGCCAUUUUAUUCCCCCCCCCCCUCCUCCCGUACUCCACCACUCACUGACACCCACAGUGAACACAGGUUACUGGGGCAGCCGCUCCACUCCAGCAAAGGUUCGCUAACCAUAAAAGUUGUUAUUGUACAGCAUUUUUUACCUGGCCAUUUAACAUUAAAAGUAUUUUCAUUCAAAUUUAACGUUUAAUGAUGCAAUUCAAAGCCCUUUUUUAAUUGAUUCACUUUAAAAAAUAUUUAACAACCCAAACAUAUUUAAAAUAGUUUUUGCAGUUGUAGGUACCCAUAAAAUCAGAGGCUCUAUGGACUUUAAUUUCAAUUCAGGUCAUAUUGAAAUUCAUCCCUUUUCUCAUUACAUUUGGGGAUAGUGAGGAAAGUUUGUGGUGGGAUAUUGACUUUGUACACAACAAAACACAAGCUUUUAUCUGCAAGAAGUACUUUUGUCCAUUUCACUCAUGGCUUGUGUUGAAGCUGAUGAUGGUCUAUAUGGGGGAUUAAUCUAGCAUCAAUCAGUGCUGUAUAAUCCUUCACGCAUGGUAUUUUUCUUUGCUUUGUACGUUAAGAGGAUUAGAGUUUAGAAUGCAUAAAUUGAUGGUAAAAAUUUACAUGAUCAAGAUUGCUUCAUUUCUUAUGUUCAUUCAGCCCCGAUUAAAAAUUUAUAAGCAACUGGAAAUAUUUAUACAACCUUCAUUGUUUUUAAAUGCAAAUAUCCUUAUUUCUGGGAUUGACUAUUUUUGGAAACAGUGUCUAUUAAUGAAUCAGUGCGUGAUGCUAUUAAACUUGUUGUUACAUUGACAUUUGUCAUUUAUCUCCAUGCAAUGCAGUGAUUACAUUGUUUUGUGGAAGCUAAUGACAGAUUUGAUUGUACUGUGUCCAACAGCACACUAUAACAGCUAAAUAAAUCUGACAGAGCAGA